UUAAGGACUGCUCCCCCACUCCCCAUUAAGGAUUGGCACCUUUGGGGGGUGGGGCGGGUACUCGAAUUUGACAGGUACCCGCUCCCACUUUCGGUCCGAUCGCCUAGGUGAUCGGAAGCAGAAGGUGUCUUCCCUCCCUCCCUCCCUGUAGUCUUUUGGGACACAUGACAGGUCCCAGAAGACUACAGGACCAUUCAUGAAGCGCAGCGCUACUCACGCACACUUUUUGUUGGACUGUGGGUACCCGGCUGUGAAGCCACAAGCUGCACAUGCGGGUGCCCACACUGAAGAUGCCGGCCUCCUGGAAUACAGGACAGCCGGUGAAACAGGCUGCGGGGUACACACCGUGGGACCGAGGACA
Messenger RNA from Staurois parvus, 361 nucleotides. The record is from the annotation of a GenBank genome assembly. NCBI's taxonomy places the organism in Eukaryota, Metazoa, Chordata, Amphibia, Anura, Ranidae.